AUGUCCCCGUCGUCCCCGAGUUUUGCUUCAAGCUGUAACUCUACAGCAGAAAAUUCUAGUCACAAGGUCGGAGCUUUCAAACGUGCUUUAUUGUUUGCCGAUUGCAUCAAGUGGCGGGACGACCGUGACGUUGCUCGUGAAAAGGAGACGCUGCCUUUAAUUCCAGAGACUCGGGGUAGUGAUCAAAAACACGACCUGUUGAAGCGUCAAGAUGCCGAUAAUAAAGAUAUUGCACCGAAGAGGACGGGCUCAAGUUGUAAGACUUUGCUACGGGCACUGGAAAUUGUGGUCGUUAUGGUCGUGGUUGCUAUUAGUCUAAAGGUACUGUCGACCAGAUCAAUUGGCCAUGGGGUCCAAAAAGCACCAACGUUUUCACUGCAUCGUUCUGGUGGCAAAUUUAUAAGCGGUGGCAAUCGUCUGCGCUCUUUUCUUCGUCACAUGAAGACUCGAUCACCCGAGCUGAGUAAACUCUAUACUGACAAAGAGGUUCCGCUAGGCAUGAAUGUGGAGCUAGAGCGAUCUAUGGAUAUUUACUGUCGUGGGCCCUUGUUGCAUGCUGUUCAGAUGGCCAACGUCUACUCGGAUAGCAAGUACUUUGUCGAUAUGCCCAUCAAGGUAAACAGCAGUGCGUUUGACAUCUUGAUGGAUUUCCAGCAUCGUGAACUGGCGAUGACCGAGUACCGAGACAACGUCCAUCACACGCACGAGCAACAAUUGCGGCGGUUUAUUGAUGACCACUUUGACUUGCCAGGAACGGAUCUGCUGCCGAUCACGCCUAUCGACUACCAGGAGCAAUUUCACCCGCCUAUGGUAGCUGACAUACAAGACGAAGAACUCCGGGAAUGGGCGUUUAGUCUGCACCAGAUAUGGCCGAGUCUUGGGCGAAUUCGCAACCCGCACGUGAAAGGAUCACUCCUUGGUUCUCGGAAGCUGGGUGAACCAAUUCUGAAUCAGCCUGCUAACGUGUUGAUUGUACCCGGUGGACGCUUCCGCGAAAGCUAUUAUUGGGAUUCCUACUGGAUUGUACAAGGACUUUUGGUGAGUGAUAUGGCCGUCACUGCACGUGGCAUUGUAAAUCAUCUUCUGGAGUACGUGUUUGAGUUUGGGUUUGUGCCCAAUGGAGGGAGAAUCUACUAUUUGACGCGGUCCCAGCCGCCCAUGCUCUCGGAUAUGGUCAAAUUAGUUGCUCGUCUUUCAGUUAACGGCACCGACACGGAGUACGAUGACGAAUAUCUACGAGCUGCAUUGCCUAUUCUGGAGCGUGAGUAUGACUUCUGGAUGCAGCAUGGACCUUGUGGGCAUGCAGUCGAGUUAACACGAGGGGAUUCGAGGGCGGGAGCAACGAAUAAAACCACAUACGUUUUGAACCGCUACACGUCCAAUGCCAACCAUCCACGACCCGAAUCGUAUCGGGAGGAUGUUUUGAUUGCUUCUGAAAUUUUUGACCGCACCAUUCAUAUGGACGAUGGCAAUGCUGCGGCCACGGAGCGACACAAGGACAAGUACUACAACAAUGUGAUUGCUGCUGCCGAGAGCGGGUGGGACUUCAGUAGCCGCUGGUUGCGAGACCCAUUAGACAUGACAACGAUGUUGACUUCUUCUGUGGUUCCUGUUGAUCUGAAUUCGAUCAUGUACCGGGUAGAACGCAACCUGAUGGAGUUUAACGAACACUUUGGCAAUAAAGAGCAGGCACACUUUUUUGAGCGCGCUGCUGCUAGACGACUCGAAGCCAUUGACGCAAUUUUGUGGAGCGACAAGCAUCAAACCUGGAAGGAUUACGAUCUGGAGACGGACACUCAUUCAACUAUUGUUUCUGUAUCCGACUACACACCGCUGUGGGCGAAAGCGUACAAUGCAACCAACAUUGACCGUCUGAAAAACGUCGUGACUUCACUCAAGAACUCAGGACUAAUUCAAGUCGGUGGUGUGCAAACGACAACCACUUUUUCGGGUCAACAAUGGGACUCGCCCAAUGCAUGGCCGCCGGAGCAAGAUAUUGUCGUAGAGGGCUUGCUGGCCGUUAAUACCACGGAAUCGCACAAUUUGGCUCGCGAGUUGUCACAAAUAUGGACACGAACUAGUCUUACGGCUUGGAAGCAGUCGGGUUUGAUGUUUGAAAAGUACAAUGCGUCUGAAAUCGGUGGAUUAGGUGCUGGCGGUGAGUACUUCUCGCAGUUUGGCUUCGGUUGGACAAACGGCGUGAUUUUGAAAUUCCUCACGAUUCAUCAGAAUCUUUUGCUUGCAGAUUAA
Molecule: messenger RNA, 2250 nt
Organism: Peronospora farinosa
Lineage: Eukaryota; Oomycota; Peronosporomycetes; Peronosporales; Peronosporaceae
Source: the annotation of a GenBank genome assembly